Molecule: messenger RNA, 2227 nt
Organism: Phyllostomus discolor (pale spear-nosed bat)
Lineage: Eukaryota; Metazoa; Chordata; Mammalia; Chiroptera; Phyllostomidae
Gene: NUAK2
Product: NUAK family kinase 2
Exons: 7
Coding region: 143-2020 (625 amino acids)
Biological process (GO): protein phosphorylation; microtubule cytoskeleton organization; intracellular signal transduction
Cellular component (GO): cytoplasm
Molecular function (GO): ATP binding; protein serine/threonine kinase activity; tau-protein kinase activity
Source: RefSeq, a predicted model, not a curated record
AGAAGUUGGAAUGCGGUGCCUGGGCGCGCGCUUUGGGGUGGCUGUGGGUUCCCGUGUGGGUUGAGGGACGUGUGCCGCUAGCUUUACCCCUGCAGCCGGUCCCCACUCAACCCACUCAGCCCUCUCUCAGCUCCUGCUCGCCAUGGAGUCGCUGGCGUUACCCCGGCGUCCCAGUCCGGCUCCUUCAGCGGCCGCCGCCGCCCUGGCCGGCGGACUCAAGUCGCCCAAGCCGCUGAUGAAGAAGCAGGCAGUGAAGCGACACCACCACAAGCACAACCUGCGGCACCGCUACGAGUUCCUGGAGACCCUAGGCAAGGGCACCUACGGCAAAGUGAAGAAGGCGAGGGAGAACUCGGGGCGCCUGGUGGCCAUCAAGUCAAUCCGGAAAGACAAAAUCAAAGAUGAGCAAGAUCUGAUGCACAUUCGGCGAGAAAUUGAGAUCAUGUCAUCACUCAACCACCCCCACAUCAUUGCCAUCCAUGAAGUGUUCGAGAACAGCAGCAAGAUCGUGAUCGUCAUGGAGUACGCCGGCCGUGGCGACCUGUACGACUACAUCAGCGAGCGGCAGCGGCUCAGCGAGCGGGAUGCCCGGCACUUCUUCCGGCAGAUCGUCUCCGCCGUGCAAUACUGCCAUCAGAACGGGGUCGUCCACCGGGAUCUCAAGCUGGAGAACAUCCUCCUAGAUGCCAAUGGAAAUAUCAAGAUUGCUGACUUCGGCCUGUCCAACCUCUACCACCACGGCAAGCUCCUGCAGACGUUCUGCGGGAGCCCCCUGUACGCCUCGCCCGAGAUCGUCAAUGGGAAGCCCUACACGGGCCCAGAGGUGGACAGCUGGUCCCUGGGUGUUCUCCUGUACGUCCUGGUGCACGGCGCCAUGCCCUUCGACGGGCAGGACCACAAGACGCUGGUGAGGCAGAUCAGCAACGGGGCCUACCGGGAGCCGCCUAAACCCUCCGAUGCCUGUGGCCUGAUCCGGUGGCUGUUAAUGGUGAACCCCACCCGCCGGGCUACCCUGGACGAUGUGGCCAGUCACUGGUGGGUCAACUGGGGCUAUGCCACCCGUGUGGGGCAGCAGGAGGCCCUGCACGAGGGAGGACACCCUGGCAGUGACUCUGGCCGGGCCUCCAUGGCUGACUGGCUCCGGCGGUCCUCCCGCCCCCUCCUGGAGAACGGGGCCAAGGUAUGCAGCUUCUUCAAGCAGCAUGCGCCUGGAGGUGGGAGCAUGGCCCCCAGCCUGGAGCGCCAGCGUUCGCUCAAGAAGUCCCGCAAAGAGAAUGACAUGGCCCAGUCUCUGCAGGAGGACCCUGCUGAGGACACCUCCCCUCAUCCUAGCAAGGGCAACCUCAAGCUGCCAAAGGGCAUUCUGAAGAAGAAGGUUUCCGCCUCCUCUGAAUGGUCAGGGGAGGACUCUGAGGUCAGCCCGGCCCCUGGGAGCCCAGGGCAGGCUGCCCCUCCACUCCCCAGGAAGGGCAUCCUCAAGAAGUCUCGGCAGCGGGAAUCUGGCUACUACUCCUCUCCUGAACCCAGCGAGUCUGGGGAGCUCUUGGAUGCCGGGGAGGUGUUUAUGAGCGGGGACACUGUAGAGCAAAAGCCCCCCCAGGCCUCAGGGCUGCUGCUCCACCGCAAGGGCAUCCUCAAGCACAACGGCAAGUUCUCCCGCACAGCCCUGGAGCUCACAGACCCCGCUGCCUUCGGCUCCUUGAAUGAGCUGGCCUCGCCUUGCCCUCCAGCCCGGGCCAGCCGCCCCUCAGGGGCUGUGAGUGAGGACAGCAUCCUGUCCUCUGAGUCCUUUGACCAGCUGGACCUGCCUGAAUGGCUCCCUGAGCCCCUGCUGCGGGGCUGUGUGUCUGUGGACAACCUCACGGGGCUUGAGAAGCCCCCCUCGGAGGGCCCCGGGAGCAGGGGCCUGAGGCGCUGGAGGCAAGACUCCCUGGGGGAGAGCUGCUUCUCCCUGACGGACUGCCAGGAGGUGACAGAGACCUAUCGACAGGCACUGGGGGUCUGCUCAAAGCUCAGUUGAGGGGUGGGGGGCUUUGCCCCACCUGGACGGGCUCUAAGAUGCACCUGGCAACACCCCGAGGGGAGCCGCCUUUCCUCUGCCUCCUAGGACCAGCAUCCCAGCCCAGAAGGCUGAGAUGGUUUGCGAUUUAGCCCUGGGGAGGGCCGGAUAUAGGAAAAAUGGGCAAGUGAGAUGCAUUGGGGGUUCAACAUCUUCAGCCCUGUUGAA